This is a messenger RNA of Colletotrichum fioriniae, 798 nucleotides long. NCBI's taxonomy places the organism in Eukaryota, Fungi, Ascomycota, Sordariomycetes, Glomerellales, Glomerellaceae. The record is from RefSeq and is a predicted model, not a curated record.
AUGGCGGAACAACCACAAGCACGAGAUCUCAGCGAGUUCGCUUUGCAAGACCUCACACACGAAUGGGGCUUUGUCGUCGUCCGCACCGCUUACGUCGCCGACAGUGACGAAGCGCAAUGGGCUGCCGCCUUGAAGAAGCUGCGCGCCUACGCGACUCCGGCCGACGACGACGCCGCCGAGAUGGGCCCGGAUACCUUUGCCCUGCCCGUCAUAGCCGACAGCACCGUCCUGAGCGGCGCCGAUUACGCCUCUGUGCGCAAGGCUUUCAACGGGUGGGUUGAGGAUUUCGUUCGCCGCAAGAGUUCGUCAAACGAUGAUGAUGACGACGAAGACGAGGGUGGACAGUGGCCGUCCGACGUUCGCCGUGACGCCUUCAUCCUCAUCGACGAGCCAGUGCUCACUUCGCUACUCGAUGCACCAGCCUUCAUCCCCGGCAAGGCCCCAAACCUCGACCUGGAGCCGUGGGUCGUCGCAGUCGACGCAAAGGACCCGGCAAGCGUGCCGUACGGCGGGGGAGGGCCGUACAUGGGCUUCACGAGGUCGCGCGUGCGUGUUCUGGGUCAGCUAUGGGAGGACCUCGGCUCGCGAUCUCUGGCGAAGUUGAGUCCUGUUCGAGAGUACGACGGCCAGAUCCCGCUUUAUGACGGUUCUUCGCGGGGUAAACUCGUCGAUCCUGCUGGUGGGCUGGAGUGGCGGUUCAAGUUCCCACGGGGUACGCCGCGAGGAGCGGAUGGCACAAGGGCCGUGUUAGAGGAGAUUGAGCGAGGUGUUGGCAGAGCGGAUUGUUCAGGGAGUUGA